Messenger RNA from Venustampulla echinocandica, 1365 nucleotides. RefSeq names its product Eukaryotic translation initiation factor 3 subunit M. Lineage: Eukaryota; Fungi; Ascomycota; Leotiomycetes; Helotiales; Pleuroascaceae. Gene Ontology annotation, biological process: cytoplasmic translational initiation. Gene Ontology annotation, cellular component: cytoplasm; eukaryotic translation initiation factor 3 complex. The coding region runs from base 1 to 1365 and encodes 454 amino acids. The transcript has 2 exons. The record is from RefSeq and is a predicted model, not a curated record. Gene Ontology annotation, molecular function: translation initiation factor activity.
AUGAACUCGCUCGUUGACCGCGAUAAAGUUCACCACAGAACUGAGAUAGCAGCUGUUCUUGAGGCCGAAAUCCUUAAAAACCACUUGCACGCCCAGUCCGCCAUCAUGCAGUACUGCUUUGUUGAGGGCACAUUUGCUGACCUGGCACGCGAUUUGGCCGAAUAUCUCCAUGUCACCGCUGAGGUCGAACCCCUCCUCGAGGCAAAUAGCAAAGAUGAGGUUCUCAAGAGAUUGGUGACUGCUUCGGCGGCCCUCAAUACCUACCCAGAGAAGGAGUUUACUGCCGCCUACAACCUCCUGGUUUACCUGGUUAUGCAGUCUCCCAAUGUCAAUAUGUUCCUACCGCGCAUGUGCGACAGCCUCACAAAACCGAUUACCUCUGCCCCUCAAAACGGUCCCGGUCUUGCCCUCAACGUUCUCACCACCAUCUUCAACCUGAUGCAGCCCGACAACGAUGUGCGCUUCAAUAUAUUCCAGGCUAUUAUCCGCCAGAUCAAGGCUUGUGGCUUGUUUGAGACUCUGCGCCCGCAGCUGGCGAAAUUGGAUCAGUGGAUCGGUGAGUGGGAUUUGGACGAGGAGGACCAGCGCAAAUUAUUCGGACAGUUGGCGGACGCUGCCGAGGAUGCUGAUAAGAGAGAAGAGGCCUACCAAUUUAUUCUGAGAUCUCUCCGCACCUUCCAAUCCUCCGAAGUUUCAACAAAGGAAGCCCAGGACCUUUCGCUUCGCGCUCUGAAAUCCGCUCUCCUUUCCAACACCCACUUUGACUUCAGCGACCUUACCUCUCUUGCCCCUAUCCAAGCCCUUAGCGACUCGCACACUGAAUAUUCCGAGUUGCUCGAGAUCUUCUCUGAAAAGGAACUUGAGGAUUAUAAUGACUUCCGGGAUGAGAAUGAGGAUUGGAUUGAGAAGGAGGGUCUGGACAACAGCGUGCUCCAUCGCAAGAUGAGACUCCUGACAUUGGCAAGUGUUGCGGCUAGCUCCAACACCCGGGAGCUCGAAUACAAGCGCAUUGCCAAGGCACUCCAAAUCCCGAUCGAAGAUGUCGAGACCUGGAUCAUUGAUGUUAUCCGGGCAGAGUUGAUCGAGGGUAGAAUGUCGCAGCAGCAACAAGUCUUCAAGAUCCACAAGACUACCUACCGCGUCUUUGGCGAGAAGCAGUGGCGCGAGGUGGCUACCAGACUUGAUACCUGGCGCGCAAGCCUGAGAAAUAUCAAGGAGGUCAUCAGCAGGGAGCGACAACAGGCAGAGGCCCAGAAAGAGCGUGAGAUGCACGACCUUGAGCGGAAGGUUAACGGUAUGGGUAUGGGACGUAAGCCAGGCACAGUUGGUGGCAAGGACAACAUGGUCGAAAUGGGUACUGAUUAA